Molecule: messenger RNA, 2422 nt
Organism: Quercus robur (English oak)
Lineage: Eukaryota; Viridiplantae; Streptophyta; Magnoliopsida; Fagales; Fagaceae
Product: extensin-2-like
Exons: 1
Coding region: 27-2096 (689 amino acids)
Source: RefSeq, a predicted model, not a curated record
CUAAUCCUUUGGCAACUAGAGUUGAAAUGGGUACCUCGAGACAUCUGGGGCAGUGGCCUCAGCUGGUUUAUGCUUUAGCCUUUUGCAUUAUAGCUACUAGUGUAGUAGCUGAUAAGCCUUACAUUUAUGCUUCACCUCCUCCACCAGAGCAUUCUCCUCCACCGCCUUAUUACUAUGAGUCACCACCUCCACCAUUGAAAUCUUCACCACCUCCCCCUAUCUACUACCAUAAGUCUCCCCCACCACAAUCUCCAUCACCACCUCCUCCAUAUAUUUACAAGUCUCCACCUCCUCAAUCUCCUUCUCCUCCACCACCUUAUGUCUAUAAAUCACCAUCUCCUCCACCACGAUAUGUUUACAAGUCCCCACCUCCUUAUGUUUACAAAUCACCACCACCACCACCACCACCAUCUUCACCUCCUCUGCCUUAUGUUUACAAAUCUCCUCCUCCACCAUCUCCAUCACCUCCCCCUCCAUAUGUCUACAAAUCCCCACCACCUCCAUCUCCAUCUCCACCUCCUCCAUACAUCUAUAAGUCUCCACCACCACCCUCACCAUCCCCUCCUCCUUACAUUUACAAAUCACCACCACCACCAUCUCCAUCACCACCUCCUCCCUAUGUUUAUAAAUCUCCACCACCACCAUCACUCUCACCUCCUCCUCCUUAUGUCUAUAAAUCACCACCACCACCAUCUCCAUCACCUCCUCCUCCAUAUAUUUACAAGUCACCACCACCACCAUCUCCAUCUCCUCCACCUCCAUAUGUUUACAAGUCACCACCACCACCACCGCCAUCUCCAUCACCUCCUCCACCCUACAUUUACAAGUCACCACCUCCUCCAUCUCCAUCACCACCUCCUCCCUAUAUUUAUAAAUCUCCACCACCACCACCACCCUCACCACCUCCUCCUUAUGUCUAUAAAUCUCCACCACCACCUUCACCUUCACCAUCCUCUCUUCCUCCUUAUGUUUACAAAUCGCCACCACCACCAUCUCCAUCACCCCCUCCACCUUACAUUUACAAGUCACCACCUCCUCCAUCUUCAUCUCCACCUCCUCCCUCUGUCUAUAAAUCUCCACCACCACCGUCACCCUCACCUCCUCCUCGUUAUAUUUACAAAUCACCACCACCAUCUCCAUCCCCUCCUCCUCCAUAUGCUUACAAGUCACCACCUCCCCCAUCUCCAUCCCCACCUCCUCCCUAUGUUUAUAAAUCUCCACCACCACCCUCACCCUCACCCUCACCUCCUCCUCCAUAUAUUUACAAAUCACCACCACCUUCAUCCCCAUCACCUCCUGCUCCAUAUGUUUACAGGUCACCACCACCACCAUCUCCAUCCACUCCUCCUCCAUAUGUUUACAAGUCACCACCUCCCCCAUCACCAUCCCCACCUCCUGCCUAUGUCUAUAAAUCUCCACCACCACCCUCACCCUCACCUCCUCCUCCAUAUGUUUACAAAUCACCACCACCUCCAUCCCCAUCACCUCCUCCUCCAUAUAUUUACAAGUCUCCACCUCCCCCAUCUCCAUCCCCACCUCCUCCCUAUGUCUAUAAGUCACCACCUCCUCCGUCUCCAUCACCACCUCCUCCCUAUGUUUACAAGUCACCUCCUCCUCCAUCUCCUUCACCUCCUUCUCCUUAUGUCUAUAAGUCAACACCUCCUUACGUUUACAAAUCACCACCCCCACCUUCUCCUUCACCUCCCCCUACCUACAUUUAUAAAUCUCCGCCACCCCCAUCUCCUUCUCCCCCACCUCCGUACGUCUACAAAUCUCCCCCACCCCCAUCUCCCUCACCACCACUUCCUUAUUACUAUAAGUCACCUCCUCCUCCAUUAAAGUCCCCACCACCUCCAAAAUACUACUAUAAGUCUCCACCUCCUCCUUCUCCAUCACCACCACCUCCAUACUACUAUGUUUCUCCUCCACCCCCAUCUCGUCAUCACUGGCCAAUUCCUCCAUACUUCCAUAACUCACCACCGCCAUUUGAGCAUGAACAUCCACCAUACUUCCACAAAUCACCUCAUCCACCUUCUUAUGAGUCUUCCUCACCCCCAUAUUACUACAAAUCACCCCCACCUCCAGAAUACUAUUAAGUUUAAAUUUACCCUUUAUUAAAUGAUCAAAUGAUCAAUUUGAAUUGUUUGAAUAAUAAUCAGUUUCGUUUGGAUUUUAUUUAUCGUACAAUUCUUUUUGCAGAUUUGAAUUUUAUAUAGGAACAAGUGUCUUCUAUACAAUAAAGGCAUGAAAUGGAGAGUCCAAAUGAUCUCUAUGUAUGAAGAACUCAAUUGUAUUAUUUUCUGUAACCAAUGAAUGACUGAAAUUCAAGUUCUUUAAGAAGUUCUAUGUAUAUUUCUGAUUUGCCCAACUACAUGUAAUUUUUAUUACAAAUGUCAUCUAAGCAUUCUGGUUCUUGUUGCAA